Struthio camelus australis is the source of this 1916-nucleotide messenger RNA. RefSeq names its product solute carrier family 35 member C1 (gene SLC35C1). Gene Ontology annotation, biological process: GDP-fucose import into Golgi lumen; protein O-linked glycosylation via fucose. Gene Ontology annotation, molecular function: antiporter activity; GDP-fucose transmembrane transporter activity. NCBI's taxonomy places the organism in Eukaryota, Metazoa, Chordata, Aves, Struthioniformes, Struthionidae. Gene Ontology annotation, cellular component: Golgi apparatus. The record is from RefSeq and is a predicted model, not a curated record.
AUGGCAAACGUUGGCAUUAGAAGCAGCCCCUCGCUGCGCCUCGACGCCCCGCUCUUCGUCACCUUCUUCCAGUGCGCCCUCACGGCCGCCCUCUGCCUGGGCCUCAGCCUGGGGACGGCCUGCGGGCCCCCCGGCUGCCCCGGCCUGCCCGCCCUCCGCCUCGACCCCAAGGUGUCCCGCAGCGUCCUGCCCCUCUCCGCCGUCUUCAUCGGCAUGAUCACCUCCAACAACCUCUGCCUCAAGUACGUCGGCGUGGCCUUCUACAACGUGGGGCGCUCGCUCACCACCGUCUUCAACGUGCUGCUCUCCUACCUGCUCCUCAAGCAGACCACGUCGCUCUAUGCCCUGCUGGCCUGCGGUGCCAUUAUAGGUGGCUUCUGGCUGGGUGUUGACCAGGAAGGAGCAGAGGGCACUCUGUCAUGGGCUGGUAUAUUCUUUGGGAUCUUAGCAAGCCUGUGCGUCUCACUCAAUGCCAUCUACACCAAGAAGGUGCUGCCUGUGGUGGAUGGUAGCAUCUGGCGCCUGACCUUCUACAACAAUGUGAAUGCUUGUGUCCUGUUCCUCCCCCUCAUGAUGCUGCUGGGCGAGUUCCGCACUCUCUACCACUUUGACAAGUUGGGGAGCCCCAGUUUUUGGGGCAUGAUGACGCUGGGUGGAGUGUUUGGCUUUGCCAUUGGGUAUGUGACUGGACUCCAGAUCAAGUUCACUAGCCCGCUCACCCACAAUGUCUCUGGGACAGCCAAGGCCUGUGCCCAAACAGUGCUGGCUGUUGUCUAUUUUGAGGAGACAAAGAGCUUCCUGUGGUGGAUGAGUAACUUGAUGGUUCUGGGGGGCUCAUUUGCCUAUACCUGGGUGAAAGGGCUGGAGAUGAGGAAGGUACAAGAGGAACCUACUCUCAGAAGCAGUGAAAAAAGUGAGACUGGUGUGUAGGCAGCUCUAGCCUGCACCUCUGCUUCUGUGCCUGGGGAGCUAACCUUCAAUGCAAAAGGAGCUGGGAGCAGGAAGAAGUUGACCUGCGAAGUGUAUGAGAAGUUGUGUCAGGAACCAGAGCCAAAGGCCUGUCUGGGCUGUAUUUUAUUCACUGAAUCUCACCCUGUCUCUGAGUUGGGAAAGCAUGGCUUAGAAAGACUGAUCGGUUACAGUGAUUUCUUUUUAAAACGCAUGUUUCUGUUCACCUAAUCUGGACAACUUGCUUCUCUGGAGGUUGGAGGUACAGUGGACAAAGAACAGGAUGAGAGCUGUGUGUAUAUGGUGAUAGAGAAUGACAGCAAACUGAAUUAACAUAGUCUGAAAUGAUGAAAUCCUGAACCUUCAUGAAAGGAAGAAGCAGGUAGCCAGACUGUCGGGGACAGUCUCCAGUGAAGUGUUCCCCUAUAGUAGAAUUGGCAGGAGUAAUUCUUCCCAUUACUCACCUUAAAGCAAAGGACUGGAACCUUCCUCCCUUCUAGUUCUGUACAAGUCUAAGCAGAAGCAGUGCCUCUAAAUCUCAUGUCCAAAGAGCCAGCAUCUCUUCCUGUUGAGGUCUCUUGUGGCUAUGUUUCUGUACAUCAGGUUUCUUAGUUCAAGAAACUGUCCAAGAGGCAGGGCCAAACUUCUAAUUCCCUCUCUACCCUCUUCUGCAGAGGGAGAGCAUAUUGUCUUAAAUGGUGUGCCUUUGUUGAAGAGGAGCAAGGUGUCUUCCUAUUUCAGGAUUAGAAAGGAGGAGGGGGGAAAACUUGUGUAGGGUGGAGAUCCCAGGACAGAGUUCACAUUUGUCCUCUUUCCCCUCUGUGUAGGGGAGAGGUUUGUGUCUGACAACUGUGUUGUUACUAAUUAGGCCAGUUUCGGGGGACUUGUGCCAUGCCUCCUGUUGAUCCCCCUCUGGUGUUUGUGGUUUGUCUUUUGGCUUGUUCCUUGUAACUUUUUUCCUCCUUUUC